CGAGCUUCACACUCUCACACCCUCUCAACGCCGGUAGGUUGUGGGCGGACCUGACAGGAUAAACAACCCAUCCGGAGCUCCGCGAUCACACGACGCGGAUGCAGGGACGCGAGAUGAAUGAGUUGGAGAUAGAGAGGAACGGCGGAAAAGUUGGGAGCAAGAAAGAGAAAGAUCAGAGCUGGAUACCCAAAAUAAUUAAGAAGCGAGUGUGCACCACUUUUGUGGAAGACUCUUUCAGUAAUGGAGCGCUGUGUCAGUGUGGUGGCGUGCGGGAUGUGCACGACUCUGUGGCGACGGGGGACUUCUUCGGAGCAGCCAUUGUCACUCAGUGGGACAGCAAGCAGCACUCGUCGGAGUGUCCCACUGACGCCUUCGGAGAGCUGGAGUUUGCCGGUGCAGGACGCAGACACAGUCAUUUUCUGCGGCUGUCGUGCGACACGCCGCCUCAGAUCGUCUACACCCUCAUGACCGCUCACUGGGGGCUGCCCUCGCCCAAUUUGGUGGUGUCGGUGGUGGGGGGCGAAGGCCACGAGAAGGUCAAGACCUGGGUGAGAGACAUCCUGAGAAAAGGGCUGGUGAGAGCGGCACAGAGCACAGGGGCCUGGAUCUUGACGGGCGGCCUGAGGGAGGGUGUGGCCCGCUGCGUAGGUGAGGCUGUGAGGGACCACGGGGCCGCGGCUCCAGCUCUCUCUCAGAAGAAAGUGAUUGCGAUAGGACUGGCCCCCUGGGGCCUCGUGCACAACAAGCAGCAGCUGGUCAACGCCCAGGGGAGCUUCCCGGCUCGUUACUACGUCCAGAACACGUCACGUGACUCGUGCUGCCUGGACAACAACUGUCAGGCUUUCCUGCUGGUGGACGACGGGAGUGUCGGCCGUCGGGGGGGAGAGAUGGCCUUUCGUGCAAAUCUUGAGGACUACAUUUCGCAUCAGCGCACUGGCAUUUGGGGCAGUGGCAGCAUUGAAAUCCCGGUGCUUUGCAUGCUUAUCUCAGGGGACGCCGAUAUGCUGGAGAGAUUAGAUGCCUCUCUGAGGAAAUCUACGCCCUGGCUGGUCCUCGCUGGUUCGGGUCCAGCUGCAGAUCUUAUCAGCGAGCUGGUGGACAAUCUCGUUGCCCUCAGUCCCACCCCUCCCCUACCCGACGGGGAGGCGGCUGAGGUUCUCAGCCCGGAUCUCCGAGACAAGUUCCGCGACAAGGUCCGGAAGCACUUCCCAGCCGCGGCCGAUCUGGAGAACCUGGUGGACAGGGCCUUGAGUAUUUAUCAGAACAGAGAGCUCAUCACCGUCUUCCACGGGGAACAGGAAGGUUCAGACGACUUUGAUACAGUUCUCCUCAAAGCUCUCGUUAAAGCCAGUAAACGUGUGUCCAGUGAUGCGAGUGAAUACACAGAGGAGCUGAAACUGGCCGUGGCCUGGAACCGGGUGGACAUCGCCAAAUCCGAGCUCUUCAACGGAGACAUACAGUGGAAGUAUGAAGACUUGGAAGACUCCAUGACGGACGCACUGGUCAAUGACAAGCCCCAGUUUGUGCGUCUCUUCUGCGAGAACGGUCUGAACAUUCUGGACUACCUGACAUACCAUCGCUUGGAAAGCUUGUAUCGCUCGCUGUCAGACAGUUCACUGGCCUACGUUCUUCUCCAGAGACGUCUAAGUGAGAGGCAGGACCUGGCUGGAUCCCUGGCCAACGUAGACGGAUCUGUGUCAAUGCCUCUGAAUAGGCCUCAGAGUGCUCUGACCGGACCCGCGUCAGCCAUGGAGCUCAGUCUGUAUGAGGUAUCCCGUCUGCUGUGGGAUCUAUUGAAUGAUGUCUGUCAGCCUUUCUACUAUGGACCUCUCGGCCUUGACCCCAGCGUCAGCACCAGGAGAGCCAUCAAGCAUGUCAACAAAAUGCUGCUGGGCGAGUGUGUGUACCGAGGCCAGCGGUGCCUCUCACCCUGGGCAGCCCUCUUCAUCUGGGCCGUCUUACAGAACCGCAGUGAGAUGGCUAUUUACUUCUGGGAGAUGGCGGGAGAGUCGGUGCUGAGCGCCCUGGGCGGCUGUAAGCUGCUGAGGGAGCUUUCUAAGCUCGAGAGUGAGACGGAGAACAAGCUGGCCAUGAAGGAACUGGCGCAGAGGUUUGAGAACCUGGCACAAGAUGUAUUUGGUGAGUGUUACCAGAACAGUGAGAGUCGCUCCUUCACCCUCCUCAUCAGGAGGUCUCCGGUGUGGGGAGGGGCCACGUGCCUGCAGAUGGCCACCGCUGCCGAUGCACGCCUGUUCUUCAGCCACGAUGGUGUUCAGUCUCUGUUGUCACAGAUCUGGUGGGGCGACAUGGAGAGGAGCACCGAGGUUUGGAAACUGGUCCUCACCUUCUUCCUGCCCCCACUCAUCUACACAGACUUUAUCAGCUUCAGGGAACAAGAAGAGGAGGUGAAGUCUGUAGCGGUCCUUCAAAACAGAGACUCUGACAGUUUGGACGGGAACGACGGCACCGUUUUCUCCCUCGCUGAUAUAAUACAAAAUGAGGAAGACGCAGAAGAGCUCAGGGCUCUAAGAGAAAACUUAGAAGGUUCUAUUCCACCCACCUCCAAGAGGCCGUUUAUUUUGUCCCGAUGGAGACAGUUCUGGUUUGCCCCCGUCACCUCGUUCCUCGGCAAUGUGCUGAUGUACUUCCUCUUCCUUUGCCUGUUCGCCUACGUCCUGCUGGUGGACUUCAAGCCGCCGCCCCCCGACGGCCCCGCCACCCUGGAGUUUGUGCUCUACUUUUGGGUCUUCACCUUGGUCUGUGAAGAAAUUCGACAGACCUUCUUCGUGGGCAGUUCGUUUGUGGUGCAGAGGAUGAAGAGCUACAUCCAAGACGUGUGGAACAAGUGUGACCUAACAGCCAUUUGUCUCUUCAUUCUGGCUCUGUGCUGCAGAAUGUUUCCCUGGUCGUACAAUUUGGGCCGAGCCAUGAUGGCCAUAGACUUCAUGGUCUUCACGCUACGUCUGAUCCAUAUCUUUGCCAUCCACAAACAGCUCGGGCCCAAGAUCAUUAUUGUCGGCAAAAUGGUGAAAGACGUCUUCUUCUUCCUGUUUUUCCUGGCCGUGUGGCUCAUGGCCUACGGAGUAGCCAACCAGGCUCUCCUCUACUCGUACGAUCCCCGUCCUAACUGGAUCUUCCGGCGCGUGUUCUACAGGCCGUACCUGCACAUCUUUGGACAAAUACCUAUUAACGAAAUGGAUGCUGAUAAAGUCGGGGAAAUUAACUGCACAGACGACGUUGAACUAAUAAAAGCCGGAGCGGAGCCCUGCAUGAGCACCUACGCCAACUGGCUGGUCGUCAUCCUCCUCGUCAUCUACCUGCUGUUCACCAACAUAGUGCUGGUCAACCUCCUCAUCGCCAUGUUCAGCUACACCUUCUCCAAAGUGCAAGAGCGCAGCGACACCUACUGGAAGUUUCAGCGCUACAACCUGAUCGUGGAGUACCACUCAAGGCCGUGCCUGGCGCCGCCGUUCAUCAUCAUCUCCCACCUGCACCUUUUUGUCAAGAGGCACAUCCGGCGCAUCCCCUCUGUCAAGAACCAACACUUUGUUCAGGAGCUGCGCGGCAGGAAGGCCAGUCGACUCAACACGUGGGAGGCUAUUCAGAAAGAGAACCUGCUCUCGGCUCAGAACAAGCGUCAGAGGGAGAGCGACACGGCGCGGCUUAAACGCACAUCUGUCAAGGUGGACACCGUGCUAAAGCAGAUGGCAGAGAUCCGUGACCACGACCGGCGGUUGCAGCUGCUGGAGACAGAGGUGGAGUACUGCUGCAGCGCCCUCUCCUGGAUGACUGAAGCUCUGUCUCAGAGUAACCUGAUUAAAGCCAGCCGCCCGCCUCCGUUCCACAGAGAUCUUUCUCCAUUGUCUCCAAGUUGACUCUAACUCCAGGAUCACGUAUGCAGGAGUUUCCUCAGGGUCAUUUUGUCAUUUUGCACAUUAUUGACUGAUCUGCCCUUCAUUUCCAGUUGUUUGUUUAUUUUGUCCACUACUCGUGGUGCAUUUUAUUUUUAUUUUUGCUUUACAAGUAGCUUGUUGUCAACAUGCAACAUACAUAGCUGUUUUUUUAUGUGUGUGUAACUUCCUACCACUAGGGGGUGUCAAAGUCUGCGAUUUGCAACAAAUGUGGGGUCUUUAAAAAUGUGAAGUCUGGUAAUUAACUGACAACGGAAGACAGUCAUUACAAUACAAGAUGAAAUGCUGUCAAAACCUGCAUUCACCACAACAACACCACUCAUUAUUUUUCAAAUGAGAUCACUUCUAAUGACAGAUCCACUAAGACCAUUUUAGUUUUUUGUUUUGCUCUGGGUUUCUGGUCUGCAACCUGCUUUUUAUCAACUCCCAGCAGAAAAGAUAAAUCCACUAAAUGGAGCAUUUAGCAGCUACAGGCUACUGUAUAUAUAUUGUAUAUUACAUAUGUAUAUCUUUUGAAAUAAAAGUCAAAAUCUAUCAGAGGUAA
This is a messenger RNA of Mugil cephalus (flathead mullet), 4455 nucleotides long. It is a transcript of the gene trpm4a, whose product is annotated as transient receptor potential cation channel, subfamily M, member 4a. Gene Ontology annotation, molecular function: ligand-gated calcium channel activity; calcium-activated cation channel activity. NCBI's taxonomy places the organism in Eukaryota, Metazoa, Chordata, Actinopteri, Mugiliformes, Mugilidae. The record is from RefSeq and is a predicted model, not a curated record. Gene Ontology annotation, cellular component: membrane. The transcript has 28 exons. Gene Ontology annotation, biological process: calcium ion transmembrane transport. The coding region runs from base 99 to 3875 and encodes 1258 amino acids.